This is a messenger RNA of Colletotrichum navitas, 566 nucleotides long. RefSeq lists its product as uncharacterized. The transcript is spliced from 2 exons. The annotation marks the transcript as partial. The record is from RefSeq and is a predicted model, not a curated record. NCBI's taxonomy places the organism in Eukaryota, Fungi, Ascomycota, Sordariomycetes, Glomerellales, Glomerellaceae.
AUGCUCGCCCUACCGGCACUUUCAGACGAAAAGCCGUCACGACAAAUGGAACCCUCGGUUGCAGCGCGGGGUGACAUUCAAUCUCCCUCCGCGGACGACGACUGCGACGGCACUGAUGGGCUAUUGUCGUUGCUUUUUUGCACGGCAUCGCCGGCUGCUCUGCCAAGAGGCGCAGGUCCAAUGUGUGGGGGAGCCUGUGGCACAGGAGACUCGAGCUGUACCACCAGCUCCGCCAAGCUGCUCGAUCAGCCCCGGCGUCGGUUGCAGAUGACUGAUUCGAGAGGUGGCAGGAAAAACCAGGGUAUUUGGGGCGAUUUGCAUUUCGACUCGUCGUCCGGGCUGAGGAGUCGCCCCAGGGGCCAAGGCCGACAACCCCCCACAUCCGGGACACCACAAGUUGCGUUCCCGCUUCCUCUAGGAAACGCCGUCAACCCAGGGGAUAACGCAGGCAGGCAGGGCAGAGCAGGGCAAGAACUACCAGAGAAGCCCAUCCCCCCCCCUCCGGAUGCGAUGUGUCAAGCCUUCGUCCGCGCAAGACCCUUUACAGUGGGGGCAUAUCGAUGUGG